AUGCGCCGCCGCCUCUGGCUGGGCCUGGCCUGGCUGCUGCUGGCGCGGGCACCGGGAGCCCCGGGCGGGUACCCACAUCUGGAGGGCGACGUGCGCUGGCGCCGCCUCUUCUCCUCCACCCACUUUUUCCUGCGUGUGGAUCCUGGUGGUCGGGUGCAGGGGACGCGUUGGCGACACGGCCAGGACAGUAUUGUUGAGAUCCGUUCUGUCCGUGUGGGCACUGUGGUGAUCAAAGCUGUGUACUCAGGCUUCUAUGUGGCCAUGAAUCGCAGGGGCCGCCUCUAUGGGUCGCGGGUCUACUCUGUGGACUGUAGGUUCCGGGAGCGCAUCGAGGAGAACGGCUACAACACAUACGCCUCACGACGCUGGAGGCACCACGGCCGACCCAUGUUCUUGGCACUGGACAGCCAGGGCAUUCCCAGGCAAGGCAGACGGACUCGUCGGCACCAACUGUCCACACACUUCCUACCAGUACUGGUCUCAUCUUGAAGGGCCUGGCGACGGUUCAGGAGGCGUGGGUGACACACAGGGCUGGGAAGAUCUGGAGCUGAGUAGCAAAGGGCCAGGCUAGAGACCCUGGGCCCACACACGUCUUUGUCACAGGUUGGAUACCUGUUGGCUGUCAGGCAUGGAGACCUGGCAGGGUCCCUGCAGGUGAGGCCAACACUUGGGGGAUACACAGAACUGGCAGUUUCCAUCCAUCUAGUUUGGAGGUGAGAGGCUUGGAAAGUAAAAACAAGGAGGACCAGGGAGGGUGGACACGUGCG
Messenger RNA from Rattus rattus (black rat), 767 nucleotides. It is a transcript of the gene Fgf22, whose product is annotated as fibroblast growth factor 22. The record is from RefSeq and is a predicted model, not a curated record. The coding region runs from base 1 to 489 and encodes 162 amino acids. NCBI's taxonomy places the organism in Eukaryota, Metazoa, Chordata, Mammalia, Rodentia, Muridae. The transcript has 3 exons. Gene Ontology annotation, cellular component: cytoplasm. Gene Ontology annotation, molecular function: fibroblast growth factor receptor binding; growth factor activity. Gene Ontology annotation, biological process: animal organ morphogenesis; regulation of cell migration; cell differentiation.